Messenger RNA from Lathyrus sativus (Indian pea), 525 nucleotides. Lineage: Eukaryota; Viridiplantae; Streptophyta; Magnoliopsida; Fabales; Fabaceae. The record is from the annotation of a GenBank genome assembly.
AUGACGACAAUACGUAGGUUUUGCUGCAACGACCUUCUUCGUUUUACAAAUGUCAAUCUAGAUCAUCUCACCGAAACCUUUAAUAUGUCAUUCUACAUGACCUAUCUAGCGCGAUGGCCUGAUUAUUUCCAUGUUGCCGAAGGCCCUGGGAACCGAAUUAUGGGUUACAUUAUGGGUAAAGUAGAGGGGCAAGGAGACUCUUGGCAUGGUCAUGUAACUGCGGUAACCGUUGCUCCAGAGUAUCGCAGGCAACAGUUAGCCAAGAAACUAAUGAAUCUUCUAGAAGACAUCAGUGACAAUAUUGACAAAGCCUACUUUGUUGAUCUAUUUGUGAGAGCAUCAAAUGCACCAGCCAUCAAGAUGUAUGAAAAGCUUGGCUAUGUGAUAUAUCGACGAGUGCUACGAUAUUAUUCUGGGGAAGAAGAUGGAUUAGAUAUGAGAAAAGCAUUAUCUCAUGAUGUUGAAAAGAAGUCCAUCAUCCCUCUUAAACGGCCCGUAACUCCUGAUGAAUUAGAGUAUGACUAA